Messenger RNA from Anolis carolinensis (green anole), 5466 nucleotides. It is a transcript of the gene nyx, whose product is annotated as nyctalopin. NCBI's taxonomy places the organism in Eukaryota, Metazoa, Chordata, Lepidosauria, Squamata, Anolidae. Gene Ontology annotation, cellular component: extracellular matrix. The coding region runs from base 3199 to 4611 and encodes 470 amino acids. The transcript is spliced from 3 exons. The record is from RefSeq and is a predicted model, not a curated record. Gene Ontology annotation, molecular function: protein binding.
AGGUUCUGGAAGUUAAAGACCAAAGCUUCUGGUAGAGAAAUUGUGGUUUCUGGCCAGCAUUUUCCCCUAAAGUUUUGCCAGCAGCAUCUGUGGCUGGCAUUUUCAGAGGAUCAACACCCCAGUGAUUCUGGCAGUGAAAACCUUCGACAGUACAUAAGGCAACUAUUUGAUUGUGGCACAGGUACCAUAGUUUUCAUCAUAAUUGAUGUGUGAUGUGAAAAAUAUUUUGUAAUUCACAUAAAAGAUCUAUCAUGAAUUUUGUAAAAUAUUUCAUAUAAAAGGACUCAUGAAUUGGUUUCAGACACCACAAAUGAUGUGUAUAUACAAGCACAACUAUACACCUUAUGUAACACUUAAAGCAAAACAUACAUACGGGGUCCCCAAACUAAGGCCCAGGGGCCGGAUGCGGCCCUCCCAAGGUCAUUUACCUGGCCCCCGCCCUCAGUUUUAUAAUAUAAUAUUUUUAUAUCUGUUUUAAUAAUAUAAUAUAUUGUAUAUACAUAUAAUAUUGAUAAAAAUAUUAUAAUGUUAUACAAUAUAAUACUAAUAAUAAUACCAUAUAAUAUUACAGUAUAGUGGUAUAGUUCAAUAUAGUGAUAUAUAAUGCUAAUAUUGUGCUAUGCUAAUAAUAUAAUAUAUUGUAUGUACAUACAGCUGCUCUGAGUCCCCUUCGGGGUGAGAAGGGUGGGAUAUAAAGGUAGUUAGUAAAUAAAUAAUUUUAGACUUAGGCUCGCCCAAAGUCUGAAAUGACUUGAAGGCACACUACAACAACAACAAUCCUAAUUAACCUAUCUCAUUGGCCAGUAGCAGGCCCACACUUUUCAUUGAAAUCCUGAUAGGUUGGUUAAAAUUGUUUUCAUUUUUAAAUAUUGUAUUGUUCUUUAAUUGUUAUUGUUGUAUUGCACUACAAAUAAGACAUAUGCAGUGUGCACAGGAAUUUGUUUGUAUUUUUUUUCAAAUUAUAAUUCGGCCCCUCAAGAGUCUGAAGGAUUGUGGACCGGCCCUUUGCUUUAAAAGUUUGAGGACCCCUGACAUACAUCAAUCUCAAACUGAAAACAGUCCACAAAUACAGCGUAUAUACAAACAAAACUAUACAAGUCAUCCCGGGUACAAUGCUUCAUUUCGGGGAGUCACAAGUAACUUGCAACUUAGAUAAAACACACAGAGCCCUGCAGGUGCAAUGACAUAAUAUUGACAACUUUGAAUGGCCUUGAAUUGAAGCAAGUAAUUAGAGAGCGACAUAUCCACAACAUACCGUAGUCAACUAUGAGAAGAUUGCGAAUCACAGUAAGAAGAUAAUUACCAUACAUCAAAAGACUAAGAUCUAGUACAAAUAACAACCUGAAGGGCUCCCCGAAAUGAGGCACUGUACCCGGGAUUACUUGCUGUAUAGUUUUGUUUGUAUAUACACUAUAUUUGUGGACUCGUUUCCAUUUGAGAUUGAUGUAUGUUUUGCUUUAUGUGUUACAUAAUAAGAUAGUACCCAGUUGGGACUGUAAAGAAAAUAUUCAGCAAUACUAGCAUACUAUAAUACACACAUUUAAACCUGUAUGAGAACAUAUGCAUUUAAGUUUUUUCCUAUAUAUACCAUUCUUGUAGCAUCUUGAUAUAGAUAUCUGUGCCGUAUUGAUUGGUAUUCUCCUGAAAACAGGUCCACAGCUUGGGUCUGCUCUUGUGUCCAACUUGGGGCCAUGUUUCAGUGUUGGCUAGAAGUGCUUUUGCACAGUUAAAGCUUUGUGUGCCAGCUGUGCUUGCUAAGAAAUCAGAUCUUGCCGUAGUGAUAGAUCCCUUUGUUACAUUCCACUGGAAUUACUGUAAUGCACUCCAUGUGGGGCUGCCUUUAAAGAGUGGAAGUGUCAGCUGGUCCAAACCACUGAAGCCAGAUUGCUGAUAGGCUGACUACAAGGAAUGCACAACUCCUGUGUUGCAACAGCUCCAUUAGCUGUUGCACAAUAUUUGAGCACAAUUAUAACCUAUGCACAGCUCAAUUCCAAGUUAUUUGAAGGGCUGUAUUUUCCCUUAAAAACCAGCCUUGAAAUCUGCUGGUGACUCCUUUCUUUGUCUCAACAUCCUAAAAUUUACUUUUGAUAGGAACAUGGGAGGAUUUUGGAUUCUUGAGGAUUUGGGCUGGCACCUUCUCUGUUUUCUUUUUGCUGAUAAGUAAAAAAAAUUAUUCUGAUAGAUUUGAGAAGUUACUCUGUAAGGCACUUCUUACAUACAAAGUUGUUAUAUAGUGCUAUCUGUGCUACUGUCUGUUUUUAAUGUAUGCUUUAAUUUGGUUUUAAUAUUUGUUAGUUUAAGCAUGUUUUAACUUGUAUCUUGUUGAUUUUUAAUGGUUAACCUGUUCAAGUCACAACCUGGGGAACAGGUAGGACAGGAACAAUUGCCUCAUACAGUGGUGGUGGGACAUUAUCUGUAUGGCAUAUGCGGUGCUGAUGUGCCCACCAAUAUAGGAUUUCUUCUGAAUUGCCACUGAGAAAGCUAAUGUGGUUAUUUGCCCACACUCAGAGGCUUAGCUUGGUUGCUGGCCCCCUUAUUUUCACUCCUAUACUAAUACCUUCUUUGAAGUCUUGGUUCACAUGUAUGCCACAGUUGUCUCAGACAAAAACAGUAGAGACCCUGCAUCUAGGAAAUGCAGAAUAAUGGACUUAUGUCAUGUUACUCAUAUCCCAAUGCUGCAAGUCUUACCAUUUUCCUACAGCCCCCUCUGGCACAUCUGUACAGUGACCAAGGGAGGAGGGCAGCCAAUAAUUCAUUCUCUGAGGACUCCUCGGAGGUCUUGGAGUAGGCCUACAUCAUCUAAUGUCCCAACUAUUAGAGCAUAAUUUUCCUUUCUUGUUAUGGCACUUUAGUGCUACAAUGGCUCUAGCUCAUGAAAACCUGGUAUUCAUAAUUUUGCAUUUAGAAUUCUCUGCCAGAAUGCUCUGGUACCUUUUAAACCUACAAACUCCAAAAUUCUGUCCAAGCAUCGCAAUUAAAGUGAUACCUAAAUGCUAUAGUUGAGUAGUGUUGAAACAAUAUAACUACCAUGGAGGAUGAAAAUACUUUCAUUUCUACCCUUCAAAGAGGAGCAGACUACGCCCACAAAACCACGUAUGUUCCAAUGUGAAGAGAGAGUGGAGAACAGGCGCACAAGACUGACAGAUCGAAGAAGACAAUUUACCAGACCUGAGAUGCCACUAGCAAAUCAUCAGGGUAAUGUUUGUCAUCAUUUUAAAUGUCUUGCUUUGCAUUCGCCCUGUCCACUCUGUCUGGGCCUGUGUCCGCUCCUGUCCCACCAGCUGCGUCUGCACUCAAGAGAGGAGCUGCUCCAUUCUUUGUGACCGUGCUGGCCUUACGCAGAUCCCCCGCGAGUUCCCGUGUGAGGCCCACUCUAUUAACCUAGAUAAAAAUAGCAUCAAAUUCCUUGCCGAGAGGGCGUUUGGUACCCUCCCAUCCCUCAAAUUGCUCUCGCUAAGCCACAACAACAUCUCUUUUAUCACUCCUGGAGCUUUCAAAGGGCUAGCUAGCUUGACAGAGCUAAAAAUGGCCCAUAAUGAAUACAUUCGGUAUCUGCAUACCAGGACUUUCACUUCUCUGAAGAAACUCGUGAGGCUGGAUUUAGCACACUGCAACCUUUUUAACAUCCCAGACAGGAUUUUUAUAGAAGUUCCAGCCCUUCGGGAACUCUUUUGCUUCCAGAACAACUUCCGAAGGAUUCCGGGAGCUAUAAGAGGGAUGGAGAAUUUGACACAUCUUUACCUGGAGAAAAACAAGAUAGAAGCCGUGGCGUAUAAUUCUCUCCUGGGCAUGGCCCGACUAAAAUAUCUCAAUCUACAAGACAACAAAAUCAAUGUAAUUCAUGACAGAGCUUUUCAGGAUUGUCAGAAAGUGGAGUACCUUUACUUAAAUGACAACGUCUUCAGUGACCUCCCUGAGAACUCCUUCGAUGGUCUGCGGCGCCUCAAGAUGCUGAACCUUGGUGGUAACCUUCUGAGGAAUGUCUCCAAUACCUGGUUCCGGGAUCAGUUUGAAUUGGAGGUUUUGUAUUUGGACAGAAAUCGGAUCAGCUAUAUUGAAGAAGGUGCUUUCGAAAACCUCACAAGCCUGGUAUCUUUGCACUUGAACAGCAACAACUUAACCACCUUGCCUUUCUCAGUCUUCCAACCUGUCUACUUUAUAGGAAGACUUUAUCUUUUCCGUAACCCCUGGGAGUGCGACUGCCGGAUUGAAUGGCUAAAAGAGUGGAUGGAAAAUUACAGGCUUGUGAGAGACAUUCCUUGUGCUGCCCCUUCCUCUGUAGCUGGGCUUGACUUAACCGACGUUGUCUUUGAGAGAACAGAUGAAGGCUUCUGUCUCGAUCCAGAGGAGUUAAAUGUCACAACCGAUAGCCCUUUUCCAACUGGGGAACCACAAUCUACCACAGAGAAUAAGUUCAAUAGCCUUAUCUCUAAAUUUCUACUUCAGAAGGGCCUUUCGGAAGAGGUGGUAAACACCACAGAAAGUUUUAUCAAUACUACCUUAUUUGAUGGAUUGACUAAUGAUGCAUCUUUUGGGCUAAGGGAAUAUAAUAUCAAGUUAAUGUGUUCUUUCAACUUUUGGCUAUUCAUAGUAGUUUAUGAGAGUAAAUAGCUCUCGUCAGUUCUAAUGUUGGGCAAAAUUUAGUUUUUGUACAAGAUAAAAGCUAUUAAGGAAAACAGUCAGACACAAUGAACCAGGUACAAAAAGUCUGUGUGGUAGGUUUAGUGCAUAUUUCCACCUAGCAAUUUUGUAUGGGUCCACAUUUCAAGAGAAACUACCAAUUCACUGAGACAACACACAUUUCAUCAUCUGGUACACUUAGCCUGAUUCCACCAUUACUCUUCCAAAAAAAUGACUCUAAAAAUCUGACCAUCAGCAAUAAAUAUAAUUCAAAUUUACACUGGUGUGAGGAGAAGGUUAACACAUAUAUUUAAUCACAUUUUGUAAUUGUCAUGAAUUAACAGAGGAGAAAAAAACCAAGAAAAAUUGUGAUUUAAUAAGAAAAUUUCAGAUAAUGGACUUGGUUAAUUAGAAUUUCUAUGGAAGUUUAGAUGGAAGUUGUGUGGCAUUUCGUUUUGUAUCAUAAUCAUUCAAAAGUGGAUCUCCAACAGUUAUAAUGCCAAGAGAAACCAAGGGACAGUUUUCCAGCAACUGGUAACCACACAUAAAGCAAGAUGAAAAUUGUAAUGAUCCCACUGUUGUUAAUCAUGGUCUCCUUUCCCCUCAAAAUUCUUAAAGACACAUUUCUCCAAUGUGUGUGCAAGUAUAUUUUACUACUUUCAAACAGAUAGUUUCAUUUCUUUUGCCAUGCAUAUUUUCUCAGCUUAGCCUGCAGAGCAUCAUAUCACUUUGCUUACUGUACUUGUCCUACUUGUGAGAUAAAGGGCUAGCAUAUCACUGCCUUCACCCAGUUCUCAUCAAGAGUGGGGGCAGGGGGCUCAAAUGAUCUAAACUUUAUAAAAUCUA